AUAGUGUGUUAAGCAUCGAUUGACGUUUGGUGGACGAAAAAUAACAUUAAACGUGCUGGCCGCCAUUGCUCUUGUUAUGAUUUCAGGACGAGAUUAUAGGUGGCAGCACUAACAAAAUCGUUAUCGGCGGGAUACGAAAACGAGGCUACUGACGGAUACGCCAUUUUGUUUUUAUUUGAGAUUUAUAACGUCGAGAAAAAUAAUACAAUUUUAGUUAGAAGACUGAAGUUACGAGUCUCCAUUUGUGAUCUUCGCGUGAACGUUAAGAUGUCGAUUUCGGGAGCAAAUACGAUUCCGUUGCGGAAGUUGAAUCCGAUUCUGACGGGUGAAAGAACGUUUAGCGGACCGUCACUUUUACGGCCCAGCAUGUCCGCUUCUCGACCCACUGCUAUGCAAGCUAUGCAAAUGGUGGGACCGCGACCGAACGCGAUGCAAAUGGUGGGACCGCGACCGAACGCGAUGCAAAUGGUUGGACCGCGACCGAACGCGAUGCAAAUGGUGGGACCGCGACCGAACGCGAUGCAAAUGUUGGGACCGCGACCGAACGCGAUGAUGGUCGGACCGCGUCCCAACAUGGUGCAGCCACAGCAGAUGUUGAUGGCUCCGCAGCUUCCACCGAUGCCGGUCAUGGCGCAGAAGCACGAUGUCCAAGAGACGUUGAAUGCGAUUCAACACCAUGGUACCCCGCUGCAGAGGAAACGUGAGGUCGAAGACCCAUCGUCCGACCGAAAGAAGAAGCGAAGAAGCCGUUGGGGUGGAGACGACAAGGAUAAGGCAUUUAUACCAGGCAUGCCUACCAUCCUGCCGCCCGACAUUAAACCAGAACAGGAAAAAGCAUAUCUAUUGCAACUACAGAUCGAAGAGAUCACGCGUCGACUGCGAUCAGGAGACCUGGGCAUCAGUCCCAACCCGGAAGACAGGUUUGGAAAACAGCGCUGGCUUGUGCUGCAUCACGGAGCAUGUUCCCACGACUUGAAAAAUAAGGCUCCCGCUGACAAAAAAAAGAAUGUUCCCCCCUGGUGCGCCGCGCGGCUGUUCCGGCGCGAGCGCGAGCGCAAAGCCCUGCGCGUGCGUCGUCUUCUCACCGUCGCCUCCUCUCCCACGUCCAUCGCAGGUCGCCUCGCCGGAGCCAUCUACAACAAUGAGGGCAAGCGACUAAACACGCGGAGUAUCGCACCGCGCAAGAAGCGGAGCAGAGAGCGACACACUCUUCUGAUUCUGGACGAUUCGCGCCUCUACAACCCAGGCAAGCCGCCGUCCGACUACAAGCCACCGAUCAUCCGAGUGAACGACAAGGUUAUGAUCCCGCAGGAGGAGCAUCCGGAGAUCAACUUUGUCGGUCUGCUCAUCGGCCCGCGUGGAAACACUCUGAAGAACCUGGAGAAGGAUGUAAGUUCUCCCUGCGCGAUUCCAAUAAAGCACAGAGGCAGCAUCAAUAGUAGUAAGAUUGGUCGUAAGGACGGGCAGCCGCUGCCGGGAGAGGACGAGCCGCUACACGCCUACAUCACCGCCAAUAACCCCGAGAGCGUCAAUAAUGCGUCGCAGAAGAUAAAGGACAUCAUCAAGCAGGGCAUUGAGGUGCCGGAGGGGCAGAACGACCUGCGACGCAUGCAGCUGCGUGAGCUGGCGCUGCUCAACGGCACGCUGCGCGAGGCAGACGGCCCACGCUGCAGCAACUGUGGCGCGAACGCUCACCGCAGCUGGCAGUGCCCGGAGAAGGUCAACGUCACCAACAACGUCAUCUGCACAAACUGCGGCGGCGUCGGGCACAUCGCGAGCGACUGCCGCGAGAAACGGCCUGGUCUCGGUGGACCACCGCCUAGGUUCCCGCCGCCAGGUGGCGUCGGCGGCCCCCAGUUGGCGGCCGACAAGGCUAAGAUUGACGAAGAGUACAUGUCGUUGAUGGCCGAGCUCGGAGAGGGACCCCCGCCCCCCGCGCCAAAGCCUUCCCCCGCCCCCCACUACCGGCCGAACUACGGCUCGCCGUUCGGUGGGCGGGGUAUGUCCGACGGCGGCCCGCCGCGGCCGCUCAUGCCGCCGCCCUCCAGCGGGGGGAGCCACCCGCCACAGCUGGUGAGUUUGUGUCGGUGCGUCGGUCGAUGUGGCUCGCAGAAGGGCGGUUCAGAGAUGCCAACCACUACGAUUUAUCCGUAUUUUAUCAGGUAA
Messenger RNA from Priapulus caudatus, 2166 nucleotides. RefSeq names its product splicing factor 1-like. Gene Ontology annotation, biological process: regulation of mRNA splicing, via spliceosome. The record is from RefSeq and is a predicted model, not a curated record. Gene Ontology annotation, molecular function: mRNA binding; zinc ion binding. Gene Ontology annotation, cellular component: nucleus. Lineage: Eukaryota; Metazoa; Priapulida; Priapulimorpha; Priapulimorphida; Priapulidae.